Molecule: messenger RNA, 2774 nt
Organism: Exophiala viscosa
Lineage: Eukaryota; Fungi; Ascomycota; Eurotiomycetes; Chaetothyriales; Herpotrichiellaceae
Exons: 1
Coding region: 257-2683 (808 amino acids)
Source: RefSeq, a predicted model, not a curated record
GAAUUCGUCCGCAUUCGUGAAGCUGACCGCUUCUUGGACGCGCCAAGCUGCGUGUAUACUAUCACCGCUCCGAAUACUGCCUCUCCUUGUUUUGUCGUAUCGGACCUUUAUUCUCGCAGUUACUAUCACACCCAUCACAUCCUCACUGGUGUUCUGCAAUACCAUCUUGCAUCACACUGGCGUGAUUACCAAGCCUUCAUGUUCUUUUCGUUGGGUGCACGAAGAGUUACUGUCCCCUUCCACCUAGACUGGAAAGAUGGGGACAACGCAGGACCAUGAUCAUCGUGAAGCCUCAGAAAAGAAAUCCCGUGACUGCUUUGUGCGAUGGUACGGUUACGAGGCUUUGAAUCCCGGCACACCUGUACCUUUUACAGCUUUAACCCUCGCCCAAGCCAAGCUCAAAGUCAAUGGUCAUGUUCAGAGCAUAUUCGAAUCUUGGAGGAAGCUCAAUCGUAUCAUAUCGACCAGAGAAGCCGUCAUUCGGAGGAGGUGGAUUAAAAAGACACACGAGCAACGCAAGAAGAUACUUCUUGCAGGAUGGCCAGGCAUGCCCAGCAUGCACAGACCCGACUUUUAUGAGAUGCUCCGCCGCUACGCCAGUCGUGGCGAUUCUACCAAAUUCUGGGAUUCAGCGUUGGGACAUCCUGCUAUCAACAUGGAGGAUCUGCUUCAAGCCAAGUCGCUCCUUCUCCUGCUCAACUCUCGUGGGCGCCAUCUGCCGGAUGUCUUUGCCCACGCCGAUCUCGAAAGCUGCCGGAUGGAGUUGAUCGCAAACGCAAUCAGACUGCCGCUUCUACCAAGAGGCUUUGCAAUGUUGCUCGCUGGACAGGAAACCGAGGAGAAAUAUGGCAUGAUACAACCAGAAAACGGCAAAUCUGGGUCUUCAUACUUCUGCGAAUGCCGCGGUUUCUUGGUACUCCAGACGCAGGAAAAGCUCCUCAAGUUCCUCCUCGAGUGUUGCUAUCGAAUACUACACGACAUCCCACAUGAUGCACUCAUCAAUCCAAACGUGCCAGUGCAAGCAGAGCCAGAGGCUAUUACGGUCACCGAGACCUCAUACUUUCAGCUGUCGGCAGUUGUGGUUGAAAGCCUUUAUCGAGCACCGAAAGAGCUCGACACAAUGCGGUUGCUUAAGCUGAUUGAAGCAAGGAAAGCCCAGGCUACAGACCACGUUUGGGACAUGAGAGAAGAUCCCGGAUACUUUGCAUCGACUGUCAUAGACUACGCCAAUUUUCAGCCCCAUCCAAAUCAGGAGGAAUCCGCCCAUUCACACGACCUUGUUACCUGGAGCGACAUCGUCAGCCGCACAGUAUUUUGUACGUACGUUGACUGGGCCGCCUGGACGGAUCUUGAUGCAAAGGCAGCAAUACUUGACGAUAGAGCAAGUACCGAUUUCAGACAUCUCGACCACACAAAGCCACUGCCUAAAAACCUUGAAGAUGCCCUACUCGAUGUUGCCAAUGCCGCAGAAUCCAUCGUGGUGGAGCAGGCCCGCCGACUUGAGUCAGCAUAUUCCCGUUCAGGACAGGAUUUCCUUUCCAUCCAGGACGUCUCCGGCGCCUUUGGACAUGGACACGUCGACACGUCUCCAGGAGACCUUUUCAAGCUCACAUUUAGCCUGCUUUGCAGCACGGGCAACUGCGACUUCCUCGCUAUGGUUGGGGGUUGGAGCUUCAUCGACGUGAUUCAGCACAUGCUCGAUCAGAAGCCCUCGCUCAAGAAAAAGGUGUCUGCCUACAUACUGGGCAUCUUCUCCGAUCUCUCCCUUUCCCUCCAAAUUCUCAAGGAAAUUCUCGACUUCUUUCCGUGGUCUGCAAGCUUCCCUGACAAGUUGAAGACGAGAAAGCACCGCUGGAUGACCUGUUGUGCGAGUUACACGCUAUGGUGGACAGACAUGUACAACUGUUUGAAGUCCUCGCAGACCAGCACUGGACUGCCACGACUUGUGCUGCCACUUACGACCACAUUCUACUAUCCCACUGACAAGCCUUAUAACCAAGCCAACGUGGACGCUCUACGACGUGCCGAGAGACAUCUGGACGACCUUUGGGAGAGCAUCGACGGUGCUUGUGAUGACGUCGAACAGACUUUGCAUGGGUGUUUCAGGAAUGUCAUGCGAGGGACCCGCGAGAUCAAGAGAACUGGCCCGUGGAUACCGCCAGCCUCGUCCCUACCAGAACCUCAAUCACAGCCCAGCUGUGGGAAUGAAUCAUGUUCCAGUGACAUUACGGUUACACAAGAGAAGCUCACCCAUCUCACAGUAUCAGAAACGCCACGCACUAAGGUAAAGACUCGUGGUACGCCGGAUACACUGCGUUCUCAUGACCAGAACGAGCCCGUUAUCCCAAAGGCUGAGGUCUCGGCACCGGCCCCAGCAACAUACCACGUCUCGGAACGCGCCUUGAAGGUCUUCAACAACAUGUUCCAUGUGGAAUCCACCGAAACAAAACAGCGAGAGAUUGCAUGGACGGACUUCCUCCACGCAAUGACUGCCGUGGGCUUUUCAGCAGAGAAAUUGUAUGGGUCGGUCUGGCAUUUUGCGCCCGGAGGGCUAGAGGGAGGAAGCAUACACAUCCACGAGCCACACCCAUCAAGUAAGAUUCCUUUCAGGAUUGCACGGCGUAUUGGGAGGAGAUUGAGUCGUCAGUAUGGAUGGACUGGCGAGACGUUUACUUCGGGAUGAAUGGGUUGAGCAACGGGAUUUUUGAUAGUCAGAUAAGGUUCAAAGCCUUGUUGGAUACUCAGCGAGGUUGCAUUGGCAUUGAUUGAGGUGU